Amborella trichopoda is the source of this 645-nucleotide messenger RNA. RefSeq lists its product as uncharacterized. The record is from RefSeq and is a predicted model, not a curated record. Gene Ontology annotation, molecular function: nucleic acid binding; zinc ion binding. NCBI's taxonomy places the organism in Eukaryota, Viridiplantae, Streptophyta, Magnoliopsida, Amborellales, Amborellaceae.
AUGGAGAAUGAUCGACGCCCGGUCUAUUCUCAUUGCUGGAAGGACAACCACACUUUCGUCGAAUGUUAUAAGAAGCGGAAUGUGUGCCUCAGGUGUGACAAGCCCGACCAUUGGGUUAAGGAUUACCCUAUGAUGAAGAUAAAGGAUCGAUUAAAGACGCAAGGACGAGUGCUUUCCCUCACCGAACAAGAAGCUAAGGCAUCCACCUCAGUGAUUAGAGGUACGAUCUCUAGUUGUGGUGCUAAAGCUAGAGUCUUAAUUGACCCUGGUUCCUCUCACUCUUUUAUCGCACCCCGUUUUACGUGCUAUUUAAGUUUUGAGUUUGCAUGUCUUGAUUUUACUCUAGUAGUGUGCAUGUCUGUGGGGGAUUCUAUGGAAACUGAUAGGAUUUAUAGACAGUGUGGAAUUACAAUUGAUGGGUGUGACCUGCCUGUGAACUUGAUCAUUCUAGAUAUUCAGGAUUUUGAUGUUAUUCUGGGCAUGGAUUGGUUGUAUAAGCACCAUGCCACCGUCAAUUGCCAUGAAAAGAUGGUGACCUUUAAACGCUCUGGUCAAAUUGAGCUACACUUCGAGGGCACUAGGGAUACUCUCCCUCUACACUUUAUUUCUGCUCUUUGGGCCUCUCGCCUCCUGGCUAAUAGCUAG